Molecule: messenger RNA, 828 nt
Organism: Fragaria vesca subsp. vesca
Lineage: Eukaryota; Viridiplantae; Streptophyta; Magnoliopsida; Rosales; Rosaceae
Exons: 7
Coding region: 1-828 (275 amino acids)
Source: RefSeq, a predicted model, not a curated record
AUGGUCUUUGUUGUUGAUUACUCCAACAGUUUGAAAACCCAAGUCUUUGCUGCUGGCUUUGAAAUCCAUGUUAUCCUUAUGAUUAGCUUUCUUCUACCUCGUAUGUGUAUAUUGACUGCUGAUGCUUGUUAUACUUGGGAGUCUAUUAGUGGACAAGAUAAUGAUAUUCUGGAGUUUCUUAAGCUUAAGGAUGCACUUGAUGCAUUGGGGUUGGUUCGUUACUGCUACAGGCGCAUGCUUAUGACUCAUGUUAAUCUCAUUGAGAAGCUUCUCAACUACAACACUUUGGAGAAGUCAGAUUUAAAGGAACAAAGUGAAAAUCUAGAAGCAAUAACAAGGUCUAUUGUAUGGGUACAUGCUUAUGAAACAAAGAAGAAGAAGGGCUCAGAUGAAGUAGUUGAGGAUCAUGAAAUAGUGAAAGAGAAUGCGAAUCAAAGUGUAACCCAAAGCAAGCAAAACAGUCCAAGUGUUCAGAGAUCUGAAAUUCGAAGUCCAAAGAGAAAGCAGAGUAACCAAAGAAAAACUUCACGUCUUCAACACUCUACUGAUCAUGGGAUGCAAAGUAAAGACAAGGAAGGUACAAGGGCCAAAAGUACAAAGGAUGAUCAAAAUAGAAUUGAAUUGUUAAGUUGGUUUGAGAUGAGCAAAGGUGUUGUUGCAAUUGCAAAACUUGAUUCCAAAGAUCCAAAUGCUAUGGUUCAUCAUAUGCCCUUUGGUCCUGAAUGCUGGAAAGUUUGGGUGCUUGAUGUUUUUGAUGAUAUAGCUUUAUAUCGACCAACCAGGGAGUUUGGAACACUGAGCGAGGCUACAGGAAGUACAAUUGCCUAG